GCGGCGGCGGAGUCCCGUUGGGGGGGCGGACGGGUAACCCCUCCGUGGUGGGGGUCCCGACGUCAGGCGGGGGUGUGUAAAAUCCUCCCGUGAGGCGGUGGGAGGAGGCGUCGCUCAUUCCCUGGCCGUGGCUUGCAGCUCCCGGGUGGUGGAGAUCCAGUCGCAGAUGUCGGAGCGGGCUGUGGAGCUGCUGGGACUGCCCGAGGACCAGCCAUGCCUCCUCCUGGACGUGGGCUGUGGCUCUGGGCUGAGUGGGGAUUACAUCUCCGAUGAGGGUCACUACUGGAUUGGGAUGGACAUCAGCUCUGCCAUGCUAGAUGUGGCCAUGGAGAGGGAGGUGGAAGGAGACCUUCUUCUUGCAGAUGUGGGUCAUGGCAUUCCCUUCAGGCCUGGCAUGUUUGACGGCUGUAUCAGUAUUUCUGCAGUGCAGUGGCUUUGUAAUGCUGAUAAGAAAUCACACAGCCCUCCAAAACGCCUUUAUCGAUUCUUCUCAACUCUUUAUACUGCCUUGGCCCGAGGAUCCCGAGCCGUCCUGCAGCUGUACCCUGAGAACUCAGAACAGCUGGAGCUCAUCACAGCCCAAGCUAUGAGAGCUGGCUUUACCGGGGGAAUGGUGGUAGAUUACCCCAACAGUGCCAAAGCCAAGAAGUUCUUCCUUUGUCUCUUUGUUGGGGCAUCUGGCACUUUACCGAAGGGCCUUGGUACUGAGUGUGCUGAUGGAGAAGACAUACACCAGGCAAAGUUCACCAAUGAGAGGACACGGUUCAGAAAUGCCAAGGGCAAGUCUGUGAAGAAAAGCCGGGACUGGAUUCUUGAGAAGAAGGAGCGUAGGCGACGACAGGGCAAGGAAGUGCGAGCAGACACAAAAUACACAGGUCGAAAGCGCCGCCCUCACUUCUGAAUUGCUCUGGACACUGCUGGCAUGGAUGAUGGUGUGUUGGUCCCUCCAGUGAGCCUCCCGUGGAUGGCACAGAUGGGCAUGCCAGGCCUGGGACUUGCUGGGACGGGUCAUUGUGGCUCUUAAAGGUGUAAACUGGCUCAGCCAGCCAACUGCAAAGCUUUCAGCCUGGUCUUCCUGGAGAAGGUAGAGUGGUACAGAAUGCUUUGGGAACUUGGUGUCUGCAGUGCCAUUGCUUAUCUUCCUGAGAGUGCAGUGAGCCAUCUGGAGCUCCAGGUGAGCCAGAACAUUAUAUUCCGCCUCCUCACUAAACAGUUAAUGAGUGCU
Molecule: messenger RNA, 1225 nt
Organism: Calidris pugnax (ruff)
Lineage: Eukaryota; Metazoa; Chordata; Aves; Charadriiformes; Scolopacidae
Gene: BUD23
Product: Williams Beuren syndrome chromosome region 22
Exons: 10
Coding region: 167-901 (244 amino acids)
Biological process (GO): rRNA (guanine-N7)-methylation
Cellular component (GO): nucleolus
Molecular function (GO): rRNA (guanine) methyltransferase activity
Source: RefSeq, a predicted model, not a curated record